Ctenocephalides felis (cat flea) is the source of this 1152-nucleotide messenger RNA. Its product is annotated as transcription factor SOX-13-like. Gene Ontology annotation, molecular function: RNA polymerase II cis-regulatory region sequence-specific DNA binding; DNA-binding transcription factor activity, RNA polymerase II-specific. The record is from RefSeq and is a predicted model, not a curated record. NCBI's taxonomy places the organism in Eukaryota, Metazoa, Arthropoda, Insecta, Siphonaptera, Pulicidae. Gene Ontology annotation, biological process: cell fate commitment; regulation of transcription by RNA polymerase II. The transcript is spliced from 2 exons. Gene Ontology annotation, cellular component: nucleus. Bases 1 to 1077 code for a protein of 358 amino acids.
AUGUCUAUAGCAAAGCCGCUGCUGGGAGAUGUCAACCAGCGUGUUUUGGAGCAAGAGCGUUUGCAGCAACAGGAGCAUGCACGUCGCUUACAACAUGAGCGGCAACAAGUGGAACUCCAAAACCAGCUUAGUGCUCAGUUUGGUCCACCACGACCCCUGAUGUUUAUGCCAUUCAUGCGCACGUGUCCACCGGGUAAUUGGCUCGCGGCAGCUGCCCCUGAGCGCCGCAGUCCACCACAUGCCGCUCCUGCUCCUGUACCAAUUCCAGCACCCGCUCCACAGCCGCCGCCAUUGGAUCCUGAUGCGCCACUCAAUCUAAGUAAACCCAAAGACGCCUUAGGAUCCAACCUCACCCAACAACAACAGUUGUCAUCUGCCCAACAGCAACAGCUGGUGCCUUCACCGGUUCCUCCACAACAACGCAGUUUUCUACCUUACGCACCCCCACAGGCGCCACCACCUUCAUCUGAGGAGCCAGACUUUCUAUCCGCCUGCCGCUUGUGGGGUCCAGAACCACUCAAACCUGCAGAGGAUACUGAUAAGGUCCGUGCAGCUCGGCCUGGACGCCGUGAUCCCGGUGAAACCAAACCGCACAUCAAGCGACCGAUGAACGCAUUUAUGGUUUGGGCUAAAGACGAACGGCGCAAGAUUCUUAAAGCCUGCCCGGAUAUGCAUAAUUCUAACAUAUCCAAGAUACUAGGUGCCCGUUGGAAGGCAAUGAGUAAUGCAGACAAGCAGCCGUACUAUGAAGAACAAUCUCGAUUAUCUAAACUGCACAUGGAACAGCAUCCAGAUUAUCGAUACCGACCGCGACCGAAGAGAACUUGCAUAGUUGAUGGCAAAAAAAUGCGCAUUUCUGAAUACAAAACCUUGAUGAGAACCCGACGCCAAGAGAUGCGGCAGUUGUGGUGUCGCGAGGGAGAUGCGGGUUCAUUCUUGCCUGAUCUGGCGUCGCCCGGUCCUUCUGCGGCUUCGCCAUCGCCUGCCGCUGGCGGAUAUUACUAUCCUCCAGACAGCUUGUCUCCUGCAGGAUUUUCACCUGAUGGGCUAGCAUACGAACCGCGCGAGGAUGAUUGACCGUCAUACGUAUAGACUUUGUGCCAACAUCGUGAUCCAAAUCUUGUAAAAUAACUGACUGCAGGGAGAUGCAGG